Marmota monax (woodchuck) is the source of this 5674-nucleotide messenger RNA. Its product is annotated as complement factor H-related protein 1. Bases 179 to 2080 code for a protein of 633 amino acids. Lineage: Eukaryota; Metazoa; Chordata; Mammalia; Rodentia; Sciuridae. The transcript has 12 exons. The record is from RefSeq and is a predicted model, not a curated record.
UUCUUUGCUUUGCGAAAGUUUCUGAUGGGUGGAGCAUCCAGUAACCCCUAUUUCCCAAGCUCUUUCAACUUCCUUUAGAAGCAAGUACUUUCCUGCCCUGAUUGUGAUUUUUAGCACAGGUGAACUGGACCCUGUGAGCACUCUCAGCUAAUAAAUGUGCCCUUAAAAGAUUCAAAACAUGAGAUUGCCUGCAAAGAUUAUUUGGUUGAUAUUGUGGACUGUUUGUACAGCAGAAGAUUGCCAGGGACCUCCUCCAAUAGGAGAUACAGAAAUUCUGUUAGGUUCCUGGCCUGACCAGCCUUAUACAGAGGGUACUCAGGCUACCUACAAAUGCCACCCUGGCUACAGAACCCUUGGCACCAUCAAAAGGGCAUGCAGAAAUGGAGAAUGGGUGGCUCUUAAUCCAGCCAGGAUAUGUCAGAAGAAGCCCUGUGGACAUCCUGGGGAUACUCCAUUUGGUUCUUUUCAUCUUGAAGUUGGAAAUAAAUUUGAAUAUGGUGCAAAAGUUGUUUAUAAAUGUGAUGAGGGGUAUCGAAUGUUAAGCGAGAAUAAUUUCCGUGAAUGUAAAGCAGAAGGAUGGACAAAUGACAUUCCUAUAUGUAAAGUUGUUAAGUGUUUGCCAGUGACAGAACCAGAGAACGGGAGAAUUAUCAGUAGUUCGAUAGAACCAGAUGAGGAAUAUUAUUUUGGACAAGUCGUGCAGUUUGAGUGUAAUUCAGGCUUCAAACAUGAAGGACACAAAGAAAUAUUUUGUUUAGUAAAUGGUCAUUGGAGCAAUGAAAAACCAAGAUGUGUGGAAAUUUCCUGCACAUCGCCAGAAAUUAGAAAUGGCUAUUCGGUAUCUCCUAAGAAAAUUUAUAAGGAGAAUGAAAUAUUUCAAUAUAAAUGUAAUCAAGGUUUUGAAAACAGUGAAAGAGUAAUUGCUACAUGCACUAGUUCAGGAUGGAGUCCAAUUCCUUCAUGUGAAGAAGUAACAUGUAAUCCUCCUUAUAUUCCAAAUGGUGUUUACUCACCUGAAAGGAUUAAGCACAGAACUGAAGAUGAAAUCAGAUAUGAAUGUAAAAGUGGUUUUUAUCCUGCAACCAGGGGAAAUACUGCAAAAUGUACACGUAGUGGCUGGAUACCUCCUCCAAGAUGUAGCUUGAAACCUUGUGAUUUUCCAGAGAUAAAACAUGGACGUCUAUACUAUGAAGAAAGAUAUAGACCAUACUUUCCAGUACCUAUAGGACAACGAUAUACCUAUGAAUGUGAUAACAAUUUUGUGUCUCCUUCAAAAUCAUACUGGGGUUACAUUUAUUGCACAAAAGAAGGGUGGCUGCCAGAAGUACCAUGCAUCAGACAAUGCAUUUUCAAUUAUGUGGAAUAUGGAUAUUACUCACGUGAAACAAGACAUUUACUGCAUGAGUCUGUUAAAGUUGAUUGUUAUCCUGGCUAUAGUCUUUCAAAUGGUCAAAACACAGUUACAUGUACAGAGAAUGGCUGGUCCCCUCCUCUCAAAUGCAUUCGGAUUAAUAUUUCCUGUGUGAAUCCACCCAAAGUGGAAAAUGCUAAUAUAAUAUCAAACCAGAUGCUUAAGUAUCCGUCUGGUGAGAGAGUACGUUAUGAAUGUAUCAAACCUUUUGAAAUAUUUGGCGAAGUAGAAGUGAUGUGUCUAAAUGGAACUUGGACAGAGCCACCUCAGUGCAAAGAUUCCACAGGAAAAUGUGGGCCUCCUCCACCUAUUGACAAUGGAGACCUCACUUCAUUCCCAUUACCAGUAUAUCCUACGGGCUCAUCAGUUGAAUAUCAGUGCCAAUCCUUAUAUCAACUUGAGGGUAGCAAGACAGUAAUAUGUAGAAAUGGAAAGUGGUCAAACCCGCCAAAAUGUUUACUUGCAUGUGUAAUAUCAGACGAAAUCAUGGAAAGAUACCACAUAACCUUAAGGUGGAAAGAAUGGCAAAAGCUUUAUGCUUCAUCAGGGGACACAGUUGAAUUUGUGUGUAAACAUGGAUAUUCUCCAUCAACUCGAAGUCAAUCAUUUCGUAUAAGGUGUAUUGAUGGUCAUCUGGAAUAUCCCGCUUGUAUUAAGAGAUACUCUUAAUUUCAUUAAAAUGUGCACUUAAAUUCAGAAUUUUUAUUAUUAAUCUAGCUUUCAAUUUUAUUUUAAAGUAUUGUUUAACUCAUUUUUAUUCAUAAAUUAGAAUUUGUGUUGAUACCUGCUAAUGUGUUUAGAAUCUGAGAGGCUAGAGCCCCACAUCUUAAAAGCACUGCAUUCAAAUUUGGCAAACCAAAGUGCCACGCAUCCUAUUUAUAAAACAUCUAUGCAAGAAAUUAGAUGCAAUUACUUCGUGCUUGUCUGUAUCCAUCAUUCUCCAAACUGAAAGUUUUCUACAUAACUUUUGGGGCUCUCUGAGACUCUGUUUCACAGUGCAUAAAAAGAUAGACUCUCCAUCUUCAAAAUUAUAUAAUUCAGAAAGAUCUAAAUACCAAACAAAGUCAUGACUUAUAUUAGUCAAAAAUAUAAUCAAUUACUAAUUAUUAUUUAUCCAUAAGCAAAUGUAAAAAGAUGACAUGUGAGCUUCUAAAAUAUAUGAAUCUAGUACAUUCAACAAUGUAAACAAAUCAUAAAGAGGAAUAGAAGCUUAAUUAGAUAUAUAACUAUAAAACUAUCAUAAUUGUUACUAUGUAACUAUGGAAAAAUGGCAGAAAAUGCAAUAAAAUCUGUAAAAACUAUAUUUGUGCUUAGAGGUAAGAGGAUUGACUUGUUUAAUUCCUUUAAAGAGACAGUCUCUAAAUUAUGGUGGUUUAAUUUGUGAUUUUUUUUUUUUUACUUUACAGUAGUAUGAAAGUGAUAUGUAUUCAGUAGAAAUUGUACUUUAAUCUGUUUCUAUGACUAGAAAUACAUGGUAGACUACUUUUAUGGUAUUGGGUAACAGCAGUUUACAGCAUCCAAUUGGCCUUGUGAUUAACUAAGUAUACUACAGGGUACUGUUCUGCUAAGCUAUGAUAUAUGAUAGGUUGGUAUAUUAAAUGUAUGUUCAACUUAAAAUAAUUUUAAUUUAUCAUAAGUUAAUCAGGAUGUAACAUUCUAAAUUGAGGAGUAUCAGCAUUUAUAUUAUAUUGUACAAUUUUUAAACCUUUAAUAUACUCAGUUUUGAACUUUGAGAAUAAGUCUUUUUAAGACAAUAAUGCCUAAAAACCAAGGUGAUCUUGUGGAGAAAUAUAAACGCCUUAUUGGUAAUGAUCUCAAGGUCAAAUUAUGCUUUAAUGAGUUUUUUUGUUGCAGAAAUUUUUUUCUUCUGUUUUUAAAAUUUCAGUAACAAGAUCUUGAAGUGUAAUUUUAUAUCUUUGCAUUUCAGACAGCAGUAUUUAGUUAAAAUCACUUUGUCUAGAAACAUUUUUUGAUUUUUAAAAAGCUAUAAUCUUAGGAUGAAAAUAAAGAUAAAGAUAAAAAUGUACAAAACUUUAAGGUGAUAAAUUGUUACCUCUUAUUGUAUAAAAUCAUAAAGCUUAUAUUAAACGCUUUCCUCUUGUUUGAGAUCCUGAUUUAGAUAAAUUGAAUUGAGACAGAUUUUUUUCAAUUUUAAUGAAAUUGGUUACAACAAACAAGUAAUCCUUGUGUUUAAUUUUAACACCUGAAUAUACUUAACUCAGUCCCAUUGGGCCACUAUAACAAAUAUAACUUGUCCAUUGUGGCUUAUUUUAAAAAGACAUAUCUUUCAUACAGUUCUUGGAGCUGAGAUGCCCAAGAUCAAGGCACCAGCUAACUUGGUGUCCCAGGAGAGCUUAUUCUGUUUUGCAAAUGGCAUCUUCUCACUAGGUAGAAGCAGCAAGGAAGUGCUCCACCCUUUCCUUGUAAGGGCACUGUUUCUACUCUUGAGGAUGGAACCCCAUCUCCUAUUCACCUAAAAAGACUUCAUCUUCUAAUAUGCUCACUGUGGUCACUAGGAAUGAAACAGUGACAUUUAGGGGGACACAAGCAUUCAGGACAUAGAAGAGAAUAGGGAAGGAAAAAGACAGUCCAUGCCACAGAACCAAAAGGCAGUAAUGAUGUUUACACUUCUAUUUCACAGAGGAAUUUUAGCCAAACAUUGUAAUACAGAGAUAAAAGAAGGUCAUUUUAUACACACACACUCUCUCUCUCUCUCUCUCUCUCUCUCUCUCUCUCUCUCUCUCUCUCUCUCUCUUUCUCUCUCCAACAUGGGAGAAGCUAAAUAUAAAAAAGCAAAUGUUAAUAGAUCUUAAGGGAGAAAUAGAUUGCAAAAUAAUAAUAGUAGGGUGCUUCCAUACUCCAUCUUUAAUACAAUAGAUAGGUCAUCCUGACAGAAAAUCAAUAAGAAAACCUUGGACUUGAGCUGUAUGUUACACCAAAUAGACCUAACAGAUAUCCAUAGAAUAUUCUACACAAUAGCAGCAUACACAUUAUUCUGUAGUGCAUACACAACAUUCUCCAGGAUAGGUCAUAUGUUAUGCCACAAAACAAAUUUCACAUAUUUAAGAAUGCUGAAAUUAUAUCAAGUAUCUUUGCCAAAUAAAAGCCCAAAACUAUAUAUCAAUAACAGGGAAUAUUGGUAUAUUCACAAAUAUAUAGAAUUUGAAUGACAUCCUCUUGAUCUUCUAAUAGGUCAAUGACAAAAUUUAAAGAAAAAUGACACUUACAGACAAACAAACAUCAAAACAUAGAAUACUAAAACUAAGGUGCAGAAAAAGAAUUUUGUAAGGGAAAUAAGUAUAUAACUAUAAAUGCCUAUGUGAUUUAGAUCUCAAAUAAAUAACAAAGCUUCAAACUUUAUGCCUCAAAGAACUAGAAUAUGAAGAAGUAACUAAAGAUAUUAAGAGGGAGGAAAUAAAGGUAUCCAAAAAGAAAAAAACAAUAUUAAGAAAAAAAAGAAAAGAAAAUACUGAGAAAACACUAUUAAGCAUCUACAAAGCUAAAAGCUGAUUUUUAACCAAUAAACAAAAUUGUUAAAAGUUUAGCUGGACAAAUAUGGAAGUAAAUAAAUUUCAAAAUGAAGAAGAAACAUUACAGUUAAUAGCACAGAAAUACAAAAUGUACUACAAUUCUGGUAUGAACAAUUAUACCAGCAAUUUGGAUGACCUAGAAGAAAUGAAUCUUUGUAAAAAGUUGCAGCCUACCAGGACUGAAUCACAAAUACAAAAUCCCAACAGACUGGUAAUGAACAAGGAGUUUGAAUUAGUUAUUAAAAUUUCUUUUAUGAAAGAAAAGCCCAGGACCUGAUAACUUUACAGGUCGGUUUUAUAAAAUGUUCAAAAGUUAACAUGACAUGGAUGAACCCAACUCCCUUGUAUAACUAUGAAGAUUUAAAAAAAUUAUCACAAAUCCUUUUCAUAUCCUUCAAAAAAACUGAGGAGUAGUAAGCACUUCCAAAUUCAUUUAUGAGGCCAGCUGUUAGGGUCCAUAAACAAGUCAAGAUGGCGCCUGGCAUUUUGCCAGAGGGAGUGGUUGGAGAAGUAACGCCAGCAAGCCAUUAAGAUGAUAUUCCUUAAUGACUGCUGUGUCUAGAUUAUGUCAAUUAAGUUAAGCUGUGUGUAAUUAUUAAGAUGAAGAGAAUUCCUUAAUGACCAAUUGAUGUAUCUGGAUAUUAAUUGAAACAAGCUGUGUAUAAUCAGUUAAGUGUAUAUAUACCUCUACUGUCUGACAAUAAAGUGGCUCCCGAUGUAUCAACCUUCACAA